This is a messenger RNA of Mya arenaria, 1354 nucleotides long. RefSeq lists its product as uncharacterized. The coding region runs from base 234 to 587 and encodes 117 amino acids. The transcript is spliced from 3 exons. The record is from RefSeq and is a predicted model, not a curated record. Lineage: Eukaryota; Metazoa; Mollusca; Bivalvia; Myida; Myidae.
UACCUAUGGUCUACUAUAGUCUCAUAGGGUAAAAAUAACUUUUAUGCUCAUUUCUUUCAAAUUAAACUCUGUAUCCUUAAUAAGAACCACUGUUUUCGACAUUUAUUCAUCCUUUCUGGAGUAUUAAAACAAUAUUAUUACUUGUGGGAAGUCUUAUGUUGGAAUAAGAGUGCAUCUUUGAGAGUUCCCUGUACUUUUAUAAAUCACCCCUUCAGAGGCCGUAAAAAUUAAAUAUGCAAGUAGCUUUCCUAACGUAUUUGUCAAAUUACAGAUCACAGUGUCUUCUGACUGUCCUCGUGGUUUCCGUCUUUGCAGCGCCAACCAAGAGGUUCCUGUUUCAGAGUCAGUCCUUCUUGGAGCUACACCAGUGUCCGCCAGACUGCCGCAGGUUCCUGUCUGAAGCUGAGUUCCGUCAACUGCUGGUCAUGUCCACCAUCAAACCAGAGCUUUGUGAAUCUCAUUGCUCAAACAUCAUGGCAGCAAACACUAGCCCGAUUCUCAUCCGCACAGUGUGUCCGUCUGUCUGUAAAACAGUUGAACGAAUGAUAUAUACAGAAACGAAUGGCGCAAGUCUCAAUAAAAAUUGAAAAGACACAUUGUGAGCUUGCAGCAUCUCAAUAAGAAUUAACCCGGACCGUUUAUUAAAACGAGUGAUUUGUGAUGUAUUGCUAAAAAUGGUUUAUAUACUAUUCACAUGAGAUCACAUUCAAUAUCAUAUUCAUUUGAACAUUUAUCACAUAUUCUCAUUGUCAUCAACUGCUUUAUAAUAUCCGUCUUUGUAUGACACAGCCAGGUAUAGGUCACGAGAAAUAGGCCACAAAUUGUUACAUUCAAGUACAUUACUUUUAAUUCAUAAUUCCAAACAAAGUACAGAUUAAACUCAAAUACUCGAUGUUUGAACUACAAGCCAGUUGAUGUAUUAACACCAGUUUCACCGCAAUUAACAGGAGAGUAAAACGUACAAGCCGAUUAACAUAUAAACAUACGUUCAAUUACAUGGACCAUUGGCAGGAGAGUCAAACGCAUGCCAAAAUAAUUAUCUUAAUGUCCAUGACUUAUAUGAUGCUAGAACACGUCAUCGAAUCAGGUGUAAAGAAACGUUAAUUAAUAAUUUUCAAAUGAACUGCAUUGUUAAGAACAAUUUUGUUAAUUGUAUUCAUCUAGAUAUCUUGUUUUUCUGUAAUAUAAUGACAGACAGAAAGACAGAUGGACAUAAUGACAAAGCUGUGAAUAUGGUGGUCUGUAUCUACCUGUGGAAACCCAUCUUAGUAAAAAGAAUAUUCUCUUUUCUGAUAUGAAUAAAAACCUUUUUUGAAGAAAAAAGGGGGUUUCUGUGUUUUCUGUAUAAAUAACU